UUAAAUUAGGAACAUUCCCCUUCUGUCUUCGUUUUCUCCGGCUUUGGAUUGACUCCGACCGGCGGAAUCCGGCUUCGUCUUCUCGUGCUGCAGUUGAAAGGUUUGUCUUCCCGUCUCUUUCUUCUCCCUCUUCUCCGGCUACAGCGGUGGUCGGCGCUGCGAAUAUUUGGUUUUCGCGUUGAUGCGGCGGAGUUAUUUACAGGAGAAAAUUCGUGUUGAUGUUUGUUUAACCCCUAAAUACCGAAUUUACAAAGUGAACAGCCCUAGAUCUAAGAAAUCUCUCAAAGGAAAGGAAAGGAGGUGCAAUGGCGUCUGGAUGGGGAAUUACAGGGAACAAGGGAAGGUGCUACGAUUUCUGGAUGGAUUUCAGCGGCUGUAUGUCUGCCUGUCGGGAGCCUAAGGACUGCGCACUUCUCCGUGAAGAUUACUUUGAGUGUCUCCACCACUCCAAGGAGUUCCAACGAAGGAACCGGAUCUACAAGGAGGAGCAACGCCAAGCAAGAGCAGCUGUUGCCGACAAGGCUAAGGGAGGUGAGAACCACGACAAUGAUCAUCACUGAGACUUGGAUAUUAAAAAAUUGUGGCCCGGUGAAAGAGAUGUCAAGAUGAAUUGAUUUUUUUUUUUUCUUUUUCUUCUAAUUGAUAAAAAAAUAAGAGGCCAUGUUUGUUGUAUUUGUCCAUUGUUGGAAUUUUACUCAACUUCUGCUCCAACUCCAACCAUUGCUCAUCCAUUUAUCAAAAAUGAAUUAAUCACUUUCAA
Andrographis paniculata is the source of this 760-nucleotide messenger RNA. Its product is annotated as NADH dehydrogenase [ubiquinone] iron-sulfur protein 5-B-like. The transcript has 3 exons. NCBI's taxonomy places the organism in Eukaryota, Viridiplantae, Streptophyta, Magnoliopsida, Lamiales, Acanthaceae. Gene Ontology annotation, biological process: mitochondrial respiratory chain complex I assembly. The record is from RefSeq and is a predicted model, not a curated record. The coding region runs from base 306 to 560 and encodes 84 amino acids.